This is a messenger RNA of Scomber japonicus (chub mackerel), 486 nucleotides long. RefSeq names its product RNA polymerase II, I and III subunit K (gene polr2k). The coding region runs from base 88 to 264 and encodes 58 amino acids. The transcript has 4 exons. Gene Ontology annotation, molecular function: DNA-directed RNA polymerase activity; zinc ion binding; DNA binding. The record is from RefSeq and is a predicted model, not a curated record. Lineage: Eukaryota; Metazoa; Chordata; Actinopteri; Scombriformes; Scombridae. Gene Ontology annotation, biological process: DNA-templated transcription. Gene Ontology annotation, cellular component: RNA polymerase I complex; RNA polymerase II, core complex; RNA polymerase III complex.
AGAAAAUUGUACGCAUGUGCGCAGGCGGUGUGUGAGAUGAAAAGAGAGGUAAACAUCUAACUAAAAGCGAAAUAAAACGGGUCAAACAUGGAUCCACAGAAAGAUUUACAGCCACCCAAGCAGCAGCCCAUGAUCUACAUAUGUGGAGAGUGUCACACUGAAAAUGAAAUUAAGGCCCGUGAUCCGAUUCGAUGCAGAGAGUGCGGAUACAGGAUCAUGUACAAAAAGAGAACAAAGAGAUUGGUUGUUUUUGACGCCCGGUGAAGAACAGAAGAGCAGCAGUUUUGAUUGUUUUUGUUUUGUGCUAUUUUUAUAGUGUAUGACAAUGUAAAUAAAUAACACCGUAAUGUCUGACCACCAGGUCUGGCAGCAGAUUCCAUACUUCUGGUUAAAACUCACAAUUUUCAUGUUCAUUUAACAGAACUGUGUAUUUGCCCAAGAGCGAUGGAUGAAACUUUUGGUUUAUUAAACAUGAUUUUUCACUGA